AUGGACACUUCACAAUACACCCAUCGUGACCUUGACGAACUAAAGAAGUUCUCUCCCACAUCGCCGCUUCGCGUCAUCGCCUUAAUCGACUUCGACGCUUUCUAUGCGCAAUGCGAGAUUGUUAGAUUGGGUCUACCGUCCUCAACACCGUUGGCCGUACAACAGUGGAAUGCUAUAAUCGCGCUCAACUAUCCUGCACGUGAGUCUGGACUCAAAAGGGGUGCAUCGAUAGACGAAGCCCGGAGACUCUGUCCGGACAUUGUCUUACAACACGUCGCAACGUGGAGAGAAGGCGAGACAACAUGGGCAUACCGGCCAGAUGUUACAAAACAUAUGGCGACUGACAAGUCAGCCCUGGAUUCAUAUCGCCUUCGAUCGCGCAAGUGUUUUGAAUUCAUUCGCAGCCUGUUGCCAGAGGAGCCUGUUCAGAAAGUCGAGAAAGCUAGUAUAGAUGAGGUGUUCCUGGAUUUGUCGGCUCAGGUUCAUCAGAUUAUGCUUCGGCAGUUUCCGGAGCUUGCAGAGCAACCUGACGACUUGGAACAAUAUCUCCCCUUACCCAGUUUCUCUUCACUUUUGGAUUGGGAGGACGAUCACGUUGUGGAUAUUGAAAAGGCUGAUCCGAGGCCUGAUUGGGACGACAUUGCCCUCAAUAUCGGAGCCAGCAUCAUUCGUCGUAUUCGAGCUGAAGUCUUGACCCAUUCAGGGUAUACUUGCUCCGCAGGCAUUGCACACAACAAGGUUGUGGCUAAACUUGGUGCUGGUUUCAAGAAACCUAAUCGGCAAACUGUGAUCCCGACGCAAGCAACAUGCAAUUUUCUAGCAAAUCAAAUCGUCAAGCUCACCAAGAUACGUGGGCUGGGAGGAAAGCUCGGCCAACAAGUCGUAGAUGCGUUUGGCUCUGACCGCGUGGAUGAUAUUCUUCGCAUACCAAUCGAAAACUUGGAAGCAAAAUUAGGCAAGGAGUCCGGCUACUGGCUGUACAACGUUGUUCGCGGCAGAGAAACCAGUAUUGUGACGUCACGACUUGUAGUCCAGUCAAUGCUGUCAGCAAAAACCUUCGUUCCAAGCGUGGGAAGCUUCGAGCAAGCUAUGAAGUGGCUUCGCAUAUUCGCUGCGGACCUGAUGGGCCGCUUGAAUGAGCUUCAGAGCGAGUAUCCUCGUCAACCAACUGUCGUUACCCUGCACCAUCACAUUAAUGGCCGCUUUGGCCCUACGCGAUCGAAACAAGCCACAAUACCGUCGGGUAGUAAGGUUGAUGAGAUGGCCAUUUUUACUUGGUCGAAAUCCUUACUUCGUCAGAUUUGCGAUGAAGGUAUAGCGUGGCCUUGCGCGUGUCUGUCUGUAAGCAUAUCCGGAUUUCAGCCACUUGUCACACGGAAUCAUCGCAUCACUUCGUUCUUCACUACAGACUCCACCAAUACGAAGCGCCUGCGCGAUGUUUAUGAGGAUGAUGAAAAAGAACGGCAAGAGCCAAAAAAGAUUCGUACGGAAGGCGGCCACGAAACGUCAUUGGAAGAAACGAAGUCAGCCUCUGCAUCUUCUAAAAAAGAUGGGGUGAGAUCACUGCAUACCGAUUUGCAUGACUUACAAGCCGAGAACGUCUUUUCGUACGAUUGUCCAAAGUGCAGUCAGAGCAUACAGGCUACCCAAGUGCUUGAACAUCUCGACUGGCAUACUGCACUCGAGAUACAAGAAUCAGGAGAGUGA
Molecule: messenger RNA, 1707 nt
Organism: Alternaria arborescens
Lineage: Eukaryota; Fungi; Ascomycota; Dothideomycetes; Pleosporales; Pleosporaceae
Exons: 2
Coding region: 1-1707 (568 amino acids)
Biological process (GO): error-prone translesion synthesis; response to radiation
Cellular component (GO): replication fork; site of double-strand break; nucleus
Molecular function (GO): DNA-directed DNA polymerase activity; damaged DNA binding
Source: RefSeq, a predicted model, not a curated record